GCUCGAUCUAUUCCUACAAAUUUUGGUUUCAUCUUUCAGGCUGGUCCUAUCCAAGUCUCAGACAACACCACUGCCGAAUCGCCUCUGCCCGCGACUACGCCCGCGACUGCCAUUAUUCAUACAGAACCUCACAGUGUACCUGAACCCUCGCCCUCUGCACACGCACCAGCUCCGAAACGAAAGAGAGUCAUCAAGGAAGAAGACGACGAUCAACAUACCGUACUCGCUGCGCCCACCGAAACUACCCACGAUGAGUCGCUGCAAGACCCUCCGAUCGAGAAGAAGCCGACAAAGCGAAAAGUUGUACGGAAGCGUGUCUUGGUACCGAGGACACGCAAGAAGGAAUCGCACGAAUUACAACACCAUCCUCGGCCUGAACAGCCAAUCCCUCUACCAGAGCUUGUGGUAGAAGCCAAUCCGGCACCCAAGAAGAAGACGCGAAAGGAAACUGCUGGCCUCAAGAAUGAAUGCAUCGUUGAGAAAAGUCGACCGGAGGCUGUACCACGAAAAAGAGCUGUAAGAAAACAGAUACAAGAAGGUGUUAAUAUUGCACAACUGAGCCUGGAGGAAUCGGCACAGACUAAGACACCCACACUACCACCGAUGAAGGAAGACGGUGAUAAGCAGCCUAAGGCCAAGACCGCUAGACAGCGCAAGGUAGCUAGAAAGCAACCUGAGAAGUCCGUUGAGCAAGGGACCCACCAAGAACCCAUGAUUGAGCCCUCUUUGGCUGAACAGCCAGAUCCUACACACGAAGCGGACCUACCACCAAAGAAGAAAAAGCUAGUUAGAAGAGUGCGUGUCCCAAGGACAUCCGCAAAACCAGCAAUGCCUGGGAAAGAGGACCCAGUGGACACGGUCAACAAGCAUGGCACUAAGCCAUCAGCGUCAACCGACAACAUCGGUUUGGCCUUGUUCGAAGCAGCAGCUUCGGUACCAGUCACCAAANAAGCAUCCAAGACUCCGAAAAGAAUCUUCUUCAAUGAUGAUUCUGAGAUCGAUCUCGAUCAGAUGUUGAGUGGCAUUGCGGCAAUGGCUGGAACCAAAAGCGGUACUAAAGCGGACGCCAGGUCUGCUCGCAUCGCAAAGAGGAAGGUGGUAACA
Molecule: messenger RNA, 1104 nt
Organism: Aureobasidium vineae
Lineage: Eukaryota; Fungi; Ascomycota; Dothideomycetes; Dothideales; Saccotheciaceae
Source: the annotation of a GenBank genome assembly